Molecule: messenger RNA, 324 nt
Organism: Cylindrotheca closterium
Lineage: Eukaryota; Bacillariophyta; Bacillariophyceae; Bacillariales; Bacillariaceae
Source: the annotation of a GenBank genome assembly
AUGGGACGUUCUUCAUCCGGUGGUGGAAGAGGACGUGUGACUCCUCAGAAAGUCAAGGACAAUCCAAGUUCAAAGGUUGUGAAACAUCUGUUUUCAACAAACAAUGAAAACAAUGGGAAGACAAGAUCGUCUUUCAAAGAUGCCAACAAAAGACUGAUCGACUAUGUCCAAGCUUCUGGAAUGAAGUGCUCCAAAGAAAUGGUGAAAUCGAUUCAAGAUGGAAAGUCAAUCAACCUUGAUUCAAUUGCACCAACAUUGGAUGCUCCAGUUCAAACGGAAGUUGUUGCAAGAGAGACAGACAUAGCCCAAAACAAGAUUCUCUGA